Ilyonectria robusta is the source of this 855-nucleotide messenger RNA. RefSeq lists its product as uncharacterized. Gene Ontology annotation, molecular function: calcium ion binding. The record is from RefSeq and is a predicted model, not a curated record. Bases 1 to 855 code for a protein of 284 amino acids. Lineage: Eukaryota; Fungi; Ascomycota; Sordariomycetes; Hypocreales; Nectriaceae. The transcript has 4 exons.
AUGGCGUACAACCGUCCCUCCAACGACGAUGCUCUGCCCAGAUUUGCUGAGCCCGACGCACCCUCGCAACCCCCGCCGCAACAGCGACCACCUCCACAGCAGCAAUAUCAGCAGCAACCUCAACAGCAGUACCACCAGCCGCCGCAGCAGCAGCAGGCCCGAUACGACCAAGUGACGUCGCCCACUCACCGCGAUGCCCGCUCUCCCUCCACCGGCCAGCCGGCGUAUGGCUACGGCCACAUGUCGCCGCCGCCGGUCCAAAGCGGCGGAAGACCCCCGGCGCAUUAUAACCGUCCCGCGGCGACCUCCCGCCCGCCACCCACGCCAGCCCCGGAUGCAUCUGGCUCCGAUGCCUCGCUUCUGCCUCUGUUCCGGGCUGUAGACAAGGAUGGAACCGGUCAUCUUUCAGAGCGCGAGCUCUCUGCCGCCCUCGUCAACGGCGACUGGACUUCCUUCGACCCCCACACCGUCCGCAUGAUGAUUCGCAUGUUCGACUCGGAUCGCAGUGGCACUAUCGGCUUCGAAGAGUUCUGCGGCCUAUGGUCCUUUCUCGCCUCCUGGCGCACCCUCUUCGACCGCUUCGAUGCUGACCGCAGCGGCAACAUCUCACUCCCCGAGUUUAACAACGCCCUCGUAGCUUUCCGCUACCGCCUUAGCCCUCAGUUUACCGAGCUUCUCUUCCACACCUACGAUAAGCGCAACGAGGGCGUCAUGAGCUUUGACCUCUUUGUCCAGAGCUGCAUCUCCCUGAAGCGCAUGACCGAUGUCUUCAAGAAGUACGACGACGACCGUGACGGCUACAUCACUCUGAGCUUCGAGGACUUUUUGACCGAGAUUCUCAAGCAGCUCAAGUAG